Molecule: messenger RNA, 888 nt
Organism: Neoarius graeffei (lesser salmon catfish)
Lineage: Eukaryota; Metazoa; Chordata; Actinopteri; Siluriformes; Ariidae
Product: putative nuclease HARBI1
Exons: 1
Coding region: 1-888 (295 amino acids)
Source: RefSeq, a predicted model, not a curated record
AUGGAGUUUGGACUGUAUGACCAGUUGAUGGUGGAGCUGAGGAAUGAAGACCCUCGUGCAUUCCAUCACUUCAUGAGGAUGCCACCAGCCAUGUUUGAUGAACUUGUAGAGCGUCUGAGACCCAGGUUGACCAAGGCUAGCACCAACUUCCGUCCCAACCUGGACCCUGGACUGAAGGUGGCACUGACUCUGCGGCACCUGGCCUCUGGAACCACAUAUAGAAACAUGCAGUAUGCAUGGAGGGUGCCACACAACAGCAUCAGCAAAGUCGUCAGAGAAGUGGUACAGGCCAUCGUUGAAGAAUACGUGGACGAACUCCUCAGGUGCCCCACCACUGAACAAGGCUGGAGACAACUUGCAGAGGAUUGGUAUCAGAGGUGGAACUUUCCCCAUAUCGUUGGAGCCAUAGAUGGGAAGCACGUGGCCUGCAAAGCUCCAGCCAACUCAGGGUCCACUUAUUACAACUACAAGGGCUUUUUCAGUAUCAUCCUCUUUGCCAUGGUUGAUGCUGACUACAAGUUCAUCUACAUCGAUACUUCAGGCAACGGGUCAGCUUCAGAUGCCCAGAUAUACAAUGCAAGUGACCUCAAGGAUGGGCUGGAACGCAACCUCAUCAUGGGUUUUCCAGGUCCAGACCCCCUUCCCAAUGACACACAAGAUGUGCCCUACUUCAUCAUUGGUGAUGAUGCGUUCUCCCUCAGAACCUACCUCAUGAAAGCGUACAGUUCAAGAUACCUCACCCGUGAAGAGAGGAUCUUCAACUACAGGCUGUCCAGGGCAAGACGGGUGGUGGAGAACGCCUUUGGCAUCCUGGCCAACAGGUUUCAGAUACUUCUCACCACCAUGCAGCAUGACCCAGAGACUGUGAGGAGCAUCGUGGAAGCUUGA